GCCCUUCCUUUAUCCGCGCACCCACCCCCCGCGCGCCCCGCUACAAAGGCAAUAUUCCAGGUUACACCAGAAAGAAGUACGCACGACGAAACAAUGUCGGAGAAGAAGCAGAGCGAGGUUUUCCCCCUGGUCAAAGGCUAUGAACUGUUUACCGAGAUCGGCGGCGGCGGUUUCAGCGUUGUCUACCGUGCCGUAAACUUUAAUACCUCUGCCGCCGCCGCGUGUAAGGUCGUAUCCCUCGCUCCCGACACACCGAAGAAAGCUCGCGAUGCCCUCAAUAAAGAAAUCGCCGUUCACCUCUCACUGAAGCACGCUAAUGUUCUCGAGUUCAUCGACUACAUUAUUAUUGAGCCACUAUUACCCAAAUCCUCGUCGCAAGAGAAGGGGAGCGCAAGCAGGAAAAGGAAGCGAGACGAAGUACGAAGGGAAGAUAAGGACGAUGAAGUCAAGACGGAGGAGCGAGAAUACGGAAAUGACGACGGACAGCCGAAGUAUCAUCCAGGAUAUUACAUGUUGCUCGAGAUUGCGGGCGGUGGCGACCUGUUCGAUAAGAUAGAGCCAGACAAGGGCGUUGGUAUAGAUGUCGCCCAGCAUUACUUUCGACAGCUCGCAGCAGGCGUGGAGUACAUUCACGAGCGAGGUGUUUGUCACCGCGAUCUCAAACCCGAAAAUCUGCUGCUUGAUAGUGGCGGAGUCCUCAAGAUCACAGACUUCGGGCUCUGCUCAGUAUUCAAGAUUACAGAUGCAAAGACGACGAGGCUGCUCAGCGAACGCUGUGGCAGCAAACCGUACAUCGCACCCGAACUUGUAGGCACUGCGCCGUACGAGGCCGAACCAGUCGACAUCUGGGGGCUUGGUAUCAUCCUGUAUACGCUGCUUAGCGGCAACACGCCAUGGGACCAGGCAGAUAAUAACGCGCCCGAGUAUGUUGCCUACUUGGAGGGCUCUGUGUUCAACCAUGCGCCGUGGAGCACAUUCGACCGCGACGCGCUAAGUCUCAUCACGGGCAUGCUUACACCAGAUCCUGCGCAGCGGAUGAGGCUGCAAGACAUUUUCCACCACAAGUGGAUGAUGCGGGAGAACGAGCUGACCCGCAGGGGGGCUGUGUCUGUUGCGGAAGCGCUAACACAGAGCCUACGGAGCACGGGUGACCUUGACAUCGCGACCCCGCCGUCACUUACCUCGCUGAUGUUGAACCGGACUGAUCGUGACGGCGAUCAGAUCAUGCUUACGGCGGCACAUUACAGUCAGUUCACACAGACCUUGUUACUCUUCUCGCAGACAUCAUCCGGGCAGCGUUACACGCCGGGUUGGACAAGAUUCUACUCAUCUCUGCCGCCCGAGGAGCUGAAGGAUAUCGUUGUGAAGACUCUUGAAAAGGAAGGCACCAAAUACCGUGUGCUUGCGCCGAAGCUCGUGCCGCGCGCAGGCGAGGAGGUCCUCGACGACACCGGGGAGGGCGAGGACAGAAAGGGUGAUAUGAUCACAAGGCACCGCAUACGCAUCGGCGGAUUCGAUCGCCGGAAGUUGAUGUACCGCGGCACAAUCGAGAUAGAGGAGUUUGAGCACGGCGAAUCCAAGGGUGCAUUUUGUGUCAUGAACCGUGAGAAGGGCAACCCAAUUUCAUGGCGUCAGCUCUGGAAGGGCCUCAUCAUGAGUCCGCUCGUUGAGCCUCACGUCCUGCGCAAGCGUGCGCCGGCGUCAUCAUGAAGGUAGGCGUACUUAGAUCGACGGAAGUGUAAUUAUGUAAAUCAAUGUUGCGUAUGUACCACCUAGUUGUAUCUGGGUAUCUGUGCUUAUUACACUUCGGGUAACUUGCU
Molecule: messenger RNA, 1820 nt
Organism: Phanerochaete carnosa HHB-10118-sp
Lineage: Eukaryota; Fungi; Basidiomycota; Agaricomycetes; Polyporales; Phanerochaetaceae
Exons: 9
Coding region: 94-1710 (538 amino acids)
Biological process (GO): protein phosphorylation; mitotic G2 DNA damage checkpoint signaling
Cellular component (GO): cytoplasm; nucleus; site of double-strand break
Molecular function (GO): protein kinase activity; ATP binding
Source: RefSeq, a predicted model, not a curated record